CAUUGACAGAAAUCCACGCACAUAUCCACUGCAGCGCGUCUGCAAGGUCUGUGCAAUGAGGAAUGGGGGGGCAACGACACACCACCACACCACGCCCACAUGGAGGAGGGGCGAGGACCCAUCGGGGGCGGGGCGAUCCCAUCAGCAUUCGGGGGCCGAACCCUGGAACAUAGAUCCCCACCUAGUUGAGUAAGUCGGCCAGUGGGGCCAAGGCCAUGCCAGUGGGAUUAGAGAACGGAUCAACGAGACUCACUCCCUCAUGUCAAGGCGCUACAUCAGCUCGCUCGGCUUCGACCAAUCAUACGAUUACUUGUACCUGCCCCGCUGCUUGCGGACGCACCGCUGCAAGGGGUACGCGUUCACCAACCUCGUCAGCCCCGAGGUCGCCCAGAGCUUUAUCUCGAGCCUAAGCUCCCAACUGAUCGGGGGGCACGCGCUGAAGUUCUCGAUCGCGGACACGCAGGGGCUGGCCAAGAACAUCCUCAAGUGGUACCGCGGGCACUCGCGCCACGUACGGGACCCCGAGGUGCUGCCCUUCAUCCGGCCGUUGCGGGCCCUGGGGCUCAGCAGCCCCGCCCAGUUGCUGCAGCUGGCGGGGCCCGCCGGCGACGAGCUGCCCGCCCCGCCGCCACCCCGGGGCGCCGAGCCCGCUCCCGGGGGGGAGCUCUGCCGCGGGCCCGACGGCGCCGCGCAUCCCACGGGCUGCGACGGCCGCCAGGGGCACCGCCCGGUACCGCUGGCGGCGCCCCGCCGCAGUCCCGCCGGC
This is a messenger RNA of Prorocentrum cordatum, 766 nucleotides long. The record is from the annotation of a GenBank genome assembly. NCBI's taxonomy places the organism in Eukaryota, Dinophyceae, Prorocentrales, Prorocentraceae.